AACGAGGCCCCAUCCUUCUUUCCUUUGUCUGUACUUGUUUUAUAGUAGUGCAGGCACAGGGAGAAGAGACAAGUGAACAGAGAGAGGAAAGGCAGAGGAGAGAGGGAGAGAUGGCGGCCACAGCGUCCCUGAAGAGCAGCCUCCUCCUGCCCUCCCCUGUCCAUCUCAACCGAGAAGAGGAGGACGUCAUGGCAGCCGAGGGGGGCGAUGAUGCAGGUGUCGGCAGCCGCAGACUCCAAGAACAUUCUUGUCAUAGGGGUACAAGGUUCAUCGGUGUCUUCCUGUGCAGGCUUCUUGUCAAGGAGGGGCACCAAGUCAGUAGUGCCUAUGCUCAGGGAUGGUCACAUUGUUCACUAGAGGAAAGGCGCCGGUCACCCAGCAGCUGCCGGGAGAGUCCGAUGCAGAGACGCGAGGCUGUCGAGGUUGAGCCUAGAAUAGACGCCUUGCCCAACCUGGAACAGUACAUCUAUUUCUCAUCAGCAGGAGUAUACCUGAAAUCAGACCUUCUCCCACACCGUGAGAUCGAUGCUGUUGACCCGAAGAGCCGGCACAAGGGGAAGCUGGAGACAGAGAGCCCGCUGACCUCGCGCGGCCUGAACUGGACGCCCAUCAGGCCGGUGUACAUCUAUGGCCCGCUCAACUACAACCCGGUCGAGGAAUGGUUCUUCCAUCGGCUCAAGGCCAGCCGCCCCAUCCCCAUCCCCGGCGCCAGCAACCAGAUCACCCAACUCGGCCAUGUCAAGGUCUGAUGUUGCAACCAUCCGAAGCUUGUGCUUGUUUCCUGUCCAGGAUCUGGCAACGGCCUUCACCCUGGCCCUCGGCAACCCGAAUGCGAGCCAGCAGAUCUUCAACAUCUCCGGGGCCAAGUACGUCACCUUCGACGGCCUUGCAUGAGCAUGCGCAAAGGUUGGAAGGUUCCCUGAGCCGGAGCUUGUCCACUACAACAAAUUUAACUCUCUGUCUGAACGUCUGAUAUAUCUAAAGAUCGUUGCUUCUUCGGUGGCUAAUGUUACUGACUCUGAGUCACGCAAUGUCCCCUGCAAUGGCAGCAUUUUUUUCGCGUCGAUCGAGAAGGCGACCAGGGAGCUCGGGUGGACGCCGGAGUUCGACCACGUGGAUGGGCUCACCGACCCGUACAACCUCGACUUCGGCCGCGGAACGUUCCGGAAGGAGGCUGACUUCAGCACGGACGACAUGAUGCUCGGCAAGAAGCUCGCCACCGUGUGAUCUUGUCCUAUGCUGUCGGAUGGCUGGUUGGCUGUGUGUCGUGCAGCCUCCAGCUGCUAGGGAUACAAUUUGCUGGCUGUGGAUGUGCAAAAUACAUGAAAAUGAUGUCAAUUUUGGCGUCAA
Molecule: messenger RNA, 1350 nt
Organism: Phragmites australis (common reed)
Lineage: Eukaryota; Viridiplantae; Streptophyta; Magnoliopsida; Poales; Poaceae
Product: chloroplast stem-loop binding protein of 41 kDa b, chloroplastic-like
Exons: 7
Coding region: 111-749 (212 amino acids)
Source: RefSeq, a predicted model, not a curated record